AUGAUGACAAGUGGCAAAAGUAAAUGUGAAAAAUUAGUGUUAAUGGCAUUAGAAGAGGAGAACCAUAAUGUGGAUAAUUCUGAAGUACAAGAUUUUGACUCUGACUGUUCAAUUCAAGAUCCACAUUACGAACCUUCAUCAGACAGUGAAAGCACUGAUAAAGAAAAUGUCUCAAGUACUAAGAAAGAUGAAAGAAAGGAGAGGAUAGAUGCGGAAGAGAAGAUCUUUAAAAGAUCUUCAAAAAUGAAACGCUCCCCUCAAAGGAGCAGAGAAAAUGAGAGCGGGGUUCAAGUUCCGUCUGGGGAUGAGAACCAGAAGAUAAAGGCCCGAAAGGCGAGUACGGGGUCGGUCCUGGAUAGUAUCCUGGAUUCUUCUUCGGACGAAGGGGAGCCCCUAGACUCUAAGAGGAAAAGGGGAAAAAAUGAAGAAUCAGAAAAGGAGCCAUCGGAGGAAGAGGAAUGGUCGGUGACGAGGGGGAAAAGAAAGAAAAGGAGCCCCAAGUCCAGGACCGACCAACACAAAAAGAACACCGAAGAAAACGAGGUGGAGGUGCUUCACCGAAGGGUGGAGGAGCUCCAAAUGACGAUCGAGGAGAUCCACCGUCUGACGAUCUUAUAUCCAAAUACCCAGACGGAUAUAAAGAAAUGUGUGAAAGCGGCGAGAACUUGCGUGGUGCAGACCGCGAGGUGUGCUAGUCGAGUGAGCAGGAGAGUGAGCGAGCAGGAUGAAAAUCUGAGGCGAGUGCGGAAGGAAUUGGCGGAGGUGCGCUCGGGUCUGGCGGCUGCGAGCGCUACUCCGGCAAGGCCGAAAGGGUUGUGUGUGGGGAUCCAGGUUGGGAGCGAAGACUUGGAUGAGUUAGAGGCUGCCAGAAAGGAAGAAGAGAGAGUGGCAGCCCUAAAAGAACGAAUGGGCAGGGUCGUAGAAGUUGACGAGGUCAUAGACCUCGCCAACGAAGAUUGGCCGGAGGCAGUCUUCGAAAGGACCGAGGCGACGGAAGAAAGCCCACUUGGAAGGGCAAAUGACCUGGGUGUGUUUGUGGCGAACGGGGGAGACACCGGGGGCGAGGUUUUUGGUGCCUACCCAGAGCUGGUGUCUCUUCCUGUGGAGGAGAGAAUGGAGGAUGUCAGGUGCGGGUGGAUGGCAGUCAUGACCAGAGUGCCCGGGAGGGAUACUACCGAGAAGUAUAUCUUCAAGGUGGUUCCCUCUGACAGAAAUGAGAUGUUCCUGGAGCUGCCGUCAGUUUCUACAAAUACGACAAGGAAACGCAUUCGCAAGGAAAAUACGUGGAAAAAAAAUGUGAGAAAAAACAAACGAGCUAAAGGUGAGGAAUACACUAACACUAAAGGCGUUAUCGUUCUCGCUAAAACGAUAAAUACACAAUAUCGAUGUCCCUGUAACGAAAAACGCCACGAGAAGAUCGAACCUGAAAGACAAAGAAUACUAUUUUCCAAAUAUUAUGGAUUAUCAAAUUUCAAUUUGCAAAGCUCAUACCUGUGUUCACUCGUAAAUGUCGUAAUUAAAGCAAGAUCAUGUAAACAAAAUGCAAACGAUGUCACAACAAAGGCGAGAGAAUUUUCCAGACUGUAUCAUUUACCAGAUAUGAACGGAAGACAAAUUCGUGUUUGCAAGUCAUUUUUCAAACAUGUCCUUUAA
This is a messenger RNA of Diabrotica balteata, 1653 nucleotides long. The record is from the annotation of a GenBank genome assembly. NCBI's taxonomy places the organism in Eukaryota, Metazoa, Arthropoda, Insecta, Coleoptera, Chrysomelidae.